Chelonus insularis is the source of this 2508-nucleotide messenger RNA. It is a transcript of the gene Elp2, whose product is annotated as elongator complex protein 2. Gene Ontology annotation, biological process: tRNA wobble uridine modification. Lineage: Eukaryota; Metazoa; Arthropoda; Insecta; Hymenoptera; Braconidae. The record is from RefSeq and is a predicted model, not a curated record. Gene Ontology annotation, cellular component: elongator holoenzyme complex. The transcript has a single exon. Bases 116 to 2488 code for a protein of 790 amino acids. Gene Ontology annotation, molecular function: protein binding.
AUUUAAAGAGGUUAAGUUGAAAUAAACAGGAAUACACGUGAACAUAAAUAUUUACUAAUUUUUUUAUUGUAAUCAAAAUAAGUAAUCAUAAUAAUUUGAAUAAACAUAACCUGUAAUGGAAGUGACAACUAAUUAUAUAUCUUGUGCAUGUAAUUAUUAUCCUCAUGCAGUAGAUUGGGGUAAAAAUGGUUUGAUAUGUUAUGCAAGUUCUCAUUCUGUUAUAAUAUAUGAUCCUUAUGCUGGACGGGACACUGGUCCAUGUAUUGGAAAAGUAUUAGAGACUUUAGACAAGCAUUCAAGUCCAAUAAAAAGUGUUCAGUGGAUAAAAACAGUUGGAGUUGAGCCAGAAACUGAAAUUGUUUCAGGUUCAUUGGAUGGCACGAUUGUAUUAUGGACACAAAAUGAUCAUAAUUCAUUUGAAGCAAGUUGUACUAUUGAAACCAAAGAUCAGUUGAUACUUACUCAAGCUUAUUAUAUUAAUGGAUCAGAUAAUCAAUCAUUACUUAUUUGUGGAGCUUUUUCGCAUGAUAAUAUUUUUAUUUGGCGUCGAGAUAAUUCUGGUGACAUUGUUGACAAACAAGAAUUGAAUUUAAACAAUAAGUUUCCGAUAAAUAUACAAUUUUUUUACCUUCCUACUUCAUCUUCUAGUAACAUUCCAGCUCUAAUAGUAACAACAGAUGAUAAUAUGAUUCAAUUAUUUGCUUGGAAUAAAUGUUCUGACACUUCUAAAAUAAACUUUGUACAUGUAAAAGAGUUGAAAGGUCACCAAGAUUGGAUCCAAGCUCUAGAUGUAAUUCAGAUCAAUGAGAAAGAAUCUUUUAUUGCUAGUGGAUCUCAAGAUGGAAUGAUCAGACUGUGGAAAUGUAGUUUAAAUGAAUCCGAAGAACUUUUUGAUGAAAUGACAACUCAAUUUUCUGUAGGAAAUUAUCACUUCAAUGUUUCUUUAGAGUCUGUCUUCAAAGGACAUGGAGAUUGGGUGUAUGGUCUUCACUGGCAUCCACCACUUCUUGAUAAAAAUGGAGAAAUAUAUAGACCUUUAAAACUUUUAUCGUGUGGGCUUGACAAAACUUUGGUCAUUUGGAAAGAAGGUAUUGCUCGAGCUUGGGUAGAAGCAGUAAAGCUGGGAAACAUUGGAGGUAAUUCUGCUGGAUAUUAUGGUUGUAGAUUUAAUGAAGAUGGAUCAAGUGUUUUAGCUUAUGGCUAUCAAGGUUCUUUUCAUAUAUGGGAAACAGGGAUAAUAGAAAGUGGAGAGGAAAAAUGGAUCCCAAGAUCUGCACCAAGUGGUCACUUUUCUGAAGUUAAUGAUCUAGCUUGGGAAGCUCAAGGAAGAUAUCUCAUGACUGUUAGUCUAGAUCAGACUACUAGAAUUCACGUUCCUUGGAAAAUACUCUCCGGUCAUGAUCAAAUUUGGCAUGAAAUCAGUAGACCUCAAAUUCACGGAUAUGACAUCAAUGUUCUAGCCAUACUUUCGGCUACCAAGUUUGCUUCAGGUGCUGAUGAAAAAGUGGUAAGGAUUUUUGAAGCUCCAGCACAUUUUGUAGAAGCAUUAAAAACUGGAGAUUGGAGGGAUUUCAAAAAAAUUAAGGAUAGGACAUCAGUUCCAGCAUUAGGACUUACUAAUAAAGUUGUUGAUAAUGGAGAAAUGUCUGAAGAAUGUCAUAAUGAAGACAUAAAUCCAGAUAUACCACCAACAGAAGAUGAAAUAAUUAAAUAUACUCUUUGGCCUGAAUUGGAAAAACUUUAUGGCCAUGGAUAUGAAAUUUUUGCUAUGGCAGCAACUCAUGAUGGAAAAUUUUUAGCCACUAGUUGUAAAUCUAAUUCUCAAGAACACGCAGCUAUUAUUAUUUGGGACAUGAAAACAUUUUCUCAAGUACAAAAACUUAUAUGUCAUAGGCUCACUAUAACACAAUUGGAGUUUUCUUUAAACGACGAAUACCUUAUUUCUGUUUCGAGAGAUAGAGGAUGGGGUUUAUAUCAUCGUUCUGAUGGAGUAACGAAUUACAGACUCAUUACGAAAAGUUCUGGCGCUAAUUCGCUGCAUUCAAGAAUUAUUUGGUGCUGUAGUUGGACUCAUGAUUCAAAAUACUUUGCCACUGGAUCUAGGGAUGGAAAAAUUGGCUUCUGGAAUGCUGAUGAGCUUAAAACAGAUAAUAAUAAAGGACCUACGAGUAGUUUGGAGAUAAAUAAUGCUUCUGUGACUGCUCUAGCGUUUGCAAAGGAAUUUUUACAAUCUAAUACAUAUAUUUUAGCAAUUGGCUACGAUGAUGGUGGGAUUGAGAUUCAAAAAAUAAUUGAUAGUGGUUCGAAUUUUGAAUUUAUAAGCUGUGGUAAAUUAGAGAAACCCAAAGGACACCAUAAAACUGUGAAAAGAUUAGCAUUUCGACCCCAAGAAGAAACUGAAACUCUUCAACUUGCAAGUUGUAGCUCAGAUUGGGCAGUAAAAAUUUAUACUUUGUACAGUGAAAAUUUAAAAAACAUUGUCAAAUAAAACAAAUAAUUUUUUGAUAA